AUGUCUGAUAAUUGCAUUCAGUAUGCUAGUGUUAUCAGAAAAGCAAGAACGGAGAAAAUUUAUCGCAAAUUUUCUCCUUCUAACUGUACUGUAAACAAAAACGAAUUACAUGGAGACAGCGGACUGCUUUUGGGUUACGUUUUAAAAUCCUUGAAUAAUGUUGGAAUUUGUAUAAUCGACAAUUUUCUUACGACGGAGCUAGCAAAAGAAGUGCAACACGAAGCCGAAGAACUAUAUGCAAUACCAGAAAAGUUCAGAAAUGCUGAAGAAAUUGUAGAAACAAAAUACCGAAGCGAUAAGGUAUGUUGGGUAGUAAGUUCUGACGACUCAAACAAAAAAAUAAACUCACUAAGAAGAGCUUUUGAUGAAUUAAUUGAAUCUGUAGCAAAGCUAAUAAACCAAACCAAUAAUGUGAGAAUAUCACAUCGUUCACAAACCCAAAUUUCAUGCUUUCCUCCGCACAGCUUUGGUUAUAAAGUUCACACGGAUAAUCCAAAUAAUAACGGACGUUUGUUGACAGUUUGCUAUUACUCUAAUGAAUGUUACAAUAACUUAACACACGGUGGUUUUAGUAGGUUUUAUGUGCCUGCGAAAGCUAACUUUGUGGACAUAGAACCAAUUUUUAACAGAGCAAUUAUAUACUGGUCAGACAAGAGAAUAUUAAAGCAAGUUCUGCCAUGCAGGAGAGAAGUAUUUUCUUUUACUACGUGGUAUUUUGGUGCAAUUCAUGACACUAAUUCAGUAAAAAGAAGCGAAAGUUCUAAUGAUUGUAUAGUGAAAAAAAGACAACUGAACGUACAAGAACGUACACGUCAAGAAUACAAAAAACAUCCAAAAGUAUCACGAGGAAACGUUUCAGUUUUUUCGCAAGCUCGCACGUAA
Messenger RNA from Hydractinia symbiolongicarpus, 882 nucleotides. RefSeq names its product egl nine homolog 1-like. The record is from RefSeq and is a predicted model, not a curated record. The coding region runs from base 1 to 882 and encodes 293 amino acids. Gene Ontology annotation, molecular function: ferrous iron binding; L-ascorbic acid binding; peptidyl-proline dioxygenase activity. NCBI's taxonomy places the organism in Eukaryota, Metazoa, Cnidaria, Hydrozoa, Anthoathecata, Hydractiniidae. Gene Ontology annotation, biological process: cellular response to hypoxia. The transcript has a single exon.